This is a messenger RNA of Nicrophorus vespilloides, 1891 nucleotides long. Its product is annotated as zinc finger protein 300-like. The record is from RefSeq and is a predicted model, not a curated record. Bases 1 to 1713 code for a protein of 570 amino acids. The transcript has 9 exons. Lineage: Eukaryota; Metazoa; Arthropoda; Insecta; Coleoptera; Silphidae. Gene Ontology annotation, cellular component: nucleus.
AUGUCCGGCCAUCAGUUCAUAGUGACAGAUAUAGAUUUCCAGCAGCUGCAGCAGAGCAAUGAGGAGAAAACUAUUAUUUCAGCGCCCGUGAAGGAAGAGGAUAUAUUUUAUUUGUCUUCGGAUCAAUUUGCUCAUGGAAUAUCCAAUUUUGAGGUUGUCGAAACUAUGGACAACACUAUGAGUAUCCCUGAAGGUUCAAACUACACCAUCCCGUUCUCGGAUGAGCAGAUACAGCUGCUGAUGCAAACCGUUUCUGACAACGAGGCAAGCAGCGCGAAGAUGGGCCUCGAUCUGAGCGGACUGCUGGGCAACGUCGUGCCCAAAUCAGAACCUAUGAUGAACUCGCAUCUUGUAAAGUAUAAGUCCGACGAAAACGGAAAGAACGUGAAGGUCUGGGAGUGCGGUAUAUGCCACAAGGAAUUCGGACACCAGUACAUUCUGAUGCGCCAUCUUCCCACCCACACGGACGAGCGAAAAUUCCAAUGUAAGCAAUGUGGCAAAGCCUUUCGCCAAAUGUCCACCCUGUCCCAACACAGAGCCAUCCAUUCCAAACUACGUCCGUACAUCUGUGAAGUGUGCCAGAAGACCUUUAAUCGAGUAUCGACUUUAAUAUCUCACAGAAAAACGCACACAGGAUUAAAGCCUCACUGCUGUCACCUAUGCAACAAAGCUUUCCAUCAGAAAGGAAAUUUGAGGAAUCAUAUUUUUACCCAUACCAAUGAGCGUCCGUACAAAUGCGACGUGUGUCAGAAGGGCUUUAACCAAAUGUCUAACUUGAUGUGCCACAAAUUCAAAGCACAUCAACGCGCGGAUAAACCCAAAUACUCCUGUCAAAGCUGCGGCAAAGAGUUUGAUAAACGCAUAUCAUUGAGGAAUCAUGAACAAUAUGAGCAUGGUGAUCCGGUGGUAUCGAGCACAUCGAACAACAUUCCGAGCGUGAAGUACUCCAAUGGAGUAUUGGUAUCGCCGAUAAAUACUGCUGCUAUGAAACAUGCGGUCGCUACAAAUCAAGUUCCCUUCGCGUUAUUACGUCCACUAAAUGGGAUUCCAGUGCUCGUGCGAAUUUUACCCGCAGGCGUCAAUCAGAUGUUGGUGCCUGCGACUGCCGAAGACCUAAAGAAAUUUGGGGAAAUAACUAUUAAGCGGAACGAAGAUCAGAAUAACACCGCCGAUAAUGACGAUAUGUUCCAGGAGGCUUUACCCACGCUCUCUCCUGAUAUUAGUAAUAAUACUGCCGUUUUCAAGACCGGAGAUGACAAACGAGGAUCUACAGUGCAAAUACGCAUUCCAGUUGUCGCCAGUGUCGUACAGAGAUGUCGAGAUGGAACUGUCCAUAUGGACAUUGAAAGCCCAGGACCAAGACGCGAAAGCGAUUGCCUGUCUACGUGCAUUAGCACUUCAAAUAUUGAUGAAAUAGCACAAGAUCUGAAACAUGGAGUCAUAAUGGAUAUAAAUGGAUCUGGUGAAUUGGAAGGGUUAUUUGAGCUGCAGACGCAAAAUAACAUUACAGCUAUUGGAAAUGCAAUGAAUAGAACAGCUGAAAAAGUGAUUCAAAGCAUAGAUGAAGUGCAGGUCGUCGAAGUGUUAUCGAGUGGACAAACUGUGGAAUUCGAUGAAAUUCCGAUAGGUGUUAAAAAGGAAUACGAGGUGGGUCAAGAUGGUUAUCUGUACGCAGUAUGCGAUAGUUGCGAAAUAUGUUUCUACAAUUUAUAAAACAUUUCGAUAAAUUGCUUUAAAGUCGUUUAUCGUUUAUCUUUAGUAGUCUUUAGUAAAAUAUGUAAUGCUAGAUUUUAAUAUACUGAUAUAAGAAAUAUUAUUUAGGAAAUGGCAAGAGCUGAGCGUGAAAAUUUGACUAAUUCCUCAAUUUGUGAUAAAGGAGAUGAGGAUCUUG